AUGGUCAUGAAGGAGAUAGAAGAGUACACACCCGACUGCGGGCUUGACUACCUUCAGAAAGCCCUCAUCAAAAAGUGCGAUGCAGACGACGGCAUCGAGGACGGCAUCAUGUUGGACCCUCCUAAAGGCCAGUUUGAACCGUUUUCUGUCGUCGGGACAAGGUUCUCCUGCAGCGACACUGGAACAGAUAUAAAGGUCAGCAGCGGAGCGGCAACGAUUUUCGAAGCGUACUAUGAGGUUCCAGGCCUCGGCCACUGCUACGGCGGCAACGGCGGCCAGCGAACGGGGAUAUUCGAGGCGCUGCGUGCCUGGGUGGAAACAGACAAAGUCCCAGAGAGCUUGGUUAUUGAUGUGCCACGACAAACAGCGACAGAGAAGCGUGUAAUAUGCCCGUACCCGCCCUAA
Clonostachys solani is the source of this 405-nucleotide messenger RNA. Lineage: Eukaryota; Fungi; Ascomycota; Sordariomycetes; Hypocreales; Bionectriaceae. The record is from the annotation of a GenBank genome assembly.